Cornus florida is the source of this 1739-nucleotide messenger RNA. Its product is annotated as LRR receptor-like serine/threonine-protein kinase GSO2. NCBI's taxonomy places the organism in Eukaryota, Viridiplantae, Streptophyta, Magnoliopsida, Cornales, Cornaceae. Bases 333 to 1553 code for a protein of 406 amino acids. The transcript has a single exon. The record is from RefSeq and is a predicted model, not a curated record. Gene Ontology annotation, molecular function: protein binding.
CAUGUAGUUGCAGAGAAGAGAGAGAGUAACAGAAGCGUCCAGAAGAAGAAGAACAAAGAUCAACGAAAGUGUUGUUGCUUCCAGCACAAGCGUCGUCACUUUUUCUCUCUAGAACAACACACUUUCUCUCACUAUAUAUAUAUAUAUUAUAUAUUGUAUUUCUCUUGAACUUGCUUUCUCCAUUAAAGCAUUCACGCCCAUUUCCACGAGAAAUCUGUAUUUCGGUUCCUCUCACGGAAAAGCACCGCAAAAAGCUCAAUCUCUCUCUCCUAUAUAAACCCACCCUAUAUUAAUCUCAAUUUCCAAUUACACUUGUAUUGGAUGAUACACUGAUGAUGAAGAAGGUGUUCAGAGACAGAGCAAUGUCAAUGUGGCUAUUAGGUUUGAUUCAUUUGCUCUCUCUUCUCCAUUGUAGUUUAUUCACAUUCGCUAUAUUGGACCCUCUCGAUUUCUUGGCAUUGCAAUCCAUUAAAAAAGCCCUAGACGACUUGCCUGGCUCCAACUACCUCUCGUCGUGGGACUUCACGUCCGACCCCUGUAACUUCGCCGGAGUCUAUUGCGACGGCGACAAGGUGAUCGCGUUGAAUCUCGGUGAUCCGAGGGCCGGUGCUCCUGGUCUGACAGGCAGGCUCGAUCCCGCCAUCGGUAAACUCUCCGCUCUCGCCGAAUUCACCGUCGUACCAGGUCGCAUCUUCGGUGCUCUGCCCUCGACUUUCUCUCAACUGAAAAACCUCCGGUUUCUAGCCGUAAGCCGGAAUUUUAUCUCCGGCGAUAUUCCGGCAACUCUAGGUGAGCUUCGGGGACUGCAAACUCUCGACCUCAGCUACAAUCAGUUCACCGGAAGUAUUCCGUGGUCGAUCGGAAGUAUGCCUGCGUUGUCCAACGUCAUUCUCUGUCACAAUCGUCUCUCCGGUUCCGUCCCUCUGUUUGUGUCCAAAACCUUAACCCGGCUCGACCUCAAGCACAACGAUCUCUCCGGUGCUUUCUCGCCGACUUCACUCCCUCCUUCGCUUCAAUACCUUUCUCUCUCCUGGAACCGGUUCAGUGGUCCAGUGGACCGGCUCCUAACCCGGCUCAACCGGUUGAACUACCUAGACCUAAGCUUGAAUCGGUUCACCGGCAAAAUUCCGAACAGCGUGUUCUCCUUUCCGAUCACAAACCUUCAGUUACAGAGAAAUUUGUUUUCCGGUCUGGUGGAACCGGCUGAUCAGGUGACGAUCACAACCGUUGAUCUAAGCUACAACAGGCUGUCCGGUCAAAUAUCGCCAAAGUUGUCGACCGUACAUAAUCUUUACCUGAAUAGUAACCGGUUCACGGGUCAGGUACCGGGAAGUUUCGUGGACCGGUUAUUGGACGCUAAUAUACAGACUCUAUAUCUACAGCAUAACUUUCUUACGGGGAUCGAGAUCAAUCCGGCGGCUGAGAUUCCUCCAAGCAGUUCGUUGUGUUUACAGUACAAUUGCUUGGUCCCACCAAUACAGACUGCGUGUCCACUGAGGGAUGGAAACCAGAAGACAAGGCCUACUUCGCAGUGCAUGAAAUGGAAGGGGUAAAAUGGGAAAUUCAUGCUACAUCAAGGGCACCAUACGAAGCAAAAAGAUAAAUAUGGUGGAGGGUUUUUUUGUCUGAGGUUCUUGGAUUCAUUUAUUUAUUUUUUAGUGAUAAUGUGUAAAAGUCACAAAUGAAAUGAUUGUUGGUGCAUAUUUUGAUGUGUAAUGAAGUAAUUUUUGGGUGGUUUA